Molecule: messenger RNA, 552 nt
Organism: Candidula unifasciata
Lineage: Eukaryota; Metazoa; Mollusca; Gastropoda; Stylommatophora; Geomitridae
Source: the annotation of a GenBank genome assembly
AUGUAUUGUCUGCCUACAUGUACAUCGUGUAUUGUCUGCCUACAUGUGCAUCAUGUAUUGUCUGCCUACAAGUACAUCAUGUAUUGUCUGCCUACAAGUACAUCAUGUAUUGUCUGCCUACAUGUACAUCAUGUAUUGUCUGCCUACAAGUACAUUGUGUAUUGUCUGCCUACAUGUACAUCAUGUAUUGUCUACCUACAUGUACAUCAUGUAUUGUCUGCCUUCAUGUACAUCAUGUAUUGUCUGCCUACAUGUGCAUCAUGUAUUGUCUGCCUUCAUGUGCAUAAUGUAUUGUCUGCCUACAUGUACAUCGUGUAUUGUCUGCUUACAUGUACAUCGUGUAUUGUCUGCCUACAUGUGCAUCAUGUAUUGUCUGCCUACAUGUACAUCAAGUAUUGUCUGCCUACAUGUGCAUCAUGUAUUGUCUGCCUACAAGUACAUCAUGUAUUGUCUGCCUACAAGUACAUCAUGUAUUGUCUGCCUACAUGUACAUCAUGUAUUAUCUGCCUACAUGUGCAUCAUGUAUUGUCAGAUUUCUGUGGAAUGUCAUAA